Calypte anna (Anna's hummingbird) is the source of this 2524-nucleotide messenger RNA. It is a transcript of the gene QKI, whose product is annotated as QKI, KH domain containing RNA binding. The record is from RefSeq and is a predicted model, not a curated record. Gene Ontology annotation, molecular function: mRNA binding. Gene Ontology annotation, cellular component: nucleus. The coding region runs from base 751 to 1707 and encodes 318 amino acids. Lineage: Eukaryota; Metazoa; Chordata; Aves; Apodiformes; Trochilidae. The transcript is spliced from 7 exons. Gene Ontology annotation, biological process: regulation of mRNA splicing, via spliceosome.
CCUCCUGCCGCCGCCGCUGCUGCUGCUGCUGCUGCCAGCGCAGCCUGAACUGAAGCGAACUCCGGAGCGAACUGAGGAGAAGUGAGGAGGCGGCGGCGGAGCCGAGACUCACCAGCCACAGGCAGCGGCGGCGGCGGCAGCAGCGGGAGGGCGGGCGGGCGGGAGGGAGGCGGAGAGGAGGACACACCAGGCGCAGCGCGGCGGCAACAACAGCGGCGGCGGCAACAGCGGAGAGAUACCGGCGGCGGCUCCUCGGAAGCGGCAGCCGCGCCAGCAGCGCCCGCCCGCCCCGCUCGUCCCCUCCCUCCCCCGCCGCGGAGACAGGGGGCAGCGCCGAGAAGAGAAGCCGGGCUCAGCGUGUGUGCGCGGGAGUAGGAGGAGGAGGAGGCGGCGGAGGGGGGACACACCGAGGACUGCGCCGGCCGAGGGCGCACGGAGCAGGGAAGCGGCGGCACCGAGAAGCGGCGGCGGGUCCUUGUGCCUGGGAAGGAGGGCGCAGCCCGCAAAGGGGUUUCUACCGAGUUUUCCUUUUUUUUUCCCGGUCCCUCGGACUCGUCGGCAGGUCUGCGUUUGUCUCCGGAUUUGAAUCCUCCUCCUUCUCCUCCUUCCUCGGGGAAGCUCCCCUCCCCGCCCCCUCCCCUCCCCCACCGCCUCCCUGCCCGCCCGGAUCCAGCCGGGCGCCCCGUGCCGCGGUCGCGUUGCUCGGCGGAGCUGCUGCGGGCUCUCGCCGUCUCUACGCGGGCUUGGAAUAUGGUUGGGGAAAUGGAAACCAAGGAGAAGCCGAAGCCGAGCCCUGAUUACCUGAUGCAGCUGAUGAACGACAAGAAGCUGAUGAGCAGCCUCCCCAACUUCUGCGGGAUCUUCAACCACCUCGAGCGGCUGCUGGACGAAGAAAUUAGCAGAGUACGGAAAGACAUGUAUAACGACACAUUAAAUGGUAGUACGGAGAAGAGAAGUGCAGAAUUACCAGAUGCUGUGGGACCUAUUGUACAGUUACAAGAGAAACUAUAUGUGCCUGUAAAAGAAUAUCCAGAUUUUAACUUUGUUGGAAGAAUCCUUGGGCCCAGAGGACUAACAGCUAAGCAGCUUGAGGCAGAAACAGGAUGCAAGAUAAUGGUCCGAGGGAAGGGCUCAAUGAGGGACAAAAAGAAGGAAGAACAGAACCGAGGCAAACCCAACUGGGAGCACCUGAAUGAAGAUUUACAUGUACUUAUCACUGUGGAGGAUGCUCAGAACAGAGCAGAAAUAAAACUGAAGAGGGCUGUUGAAGAAGUAAAAAAGUUACUGAUACCUGCAGCAGAAGGAGAAGACAGCCUUAAAAAGAUGCAGCUGAUGGAGCUUGCAAUUCUGAAUGGCACCUACAGAGAUGCCAACAUCAAAUCACCAGCCCUUGCCUUUUCUCUUGCAGCAACAGCCCAGGCUCCAAGGAUUAUUACGGGGCCUGCGCCUGUUCUCCCACCAGCUGCCCUGCGUACUCCUACGCCAGCUGGCCCUACCAUAAUGCCUUUGAUCAGACAAAUACAAACCGCGGUCAUGCCAAACGGAACUCCUCAUCCCACCGCUGCAAUAGUUCCACCUGGACCCGAAGCUGGUUUAAUUUACACACCAUACGAAUACCCUUACACGCUGGCACCAGCUACGUCAAUCCUUGAGUAUCCUAUUGAACCUAGUGGUGUAUUAGGUAUGGCUUUCCCAACGAAAGGCUAAGAAUUCAAGAACGGUCUUAACUGAUCCUUCAUCAGAUCUGAAUUUUAACAAAUGCUUAGUUUCAGCAGCCUUGAAAAAAGCUUGGCCUAGCAGUCAGUGACUUACUUGCACUUUUUUGCACAUAGAUUUUAAAUAAAAUAGUGCUAUUAAUUUGGAUUAGCUCUUAUUAUUACAGAGUAGCUGUAAUUUAUGAGUGUAUAGUAGUAUACUGACUGCUAAGUGUUCUAUAUAGUGUUUGCUUUACUAAUCACCUAAUUCAUUGCAGUUCAUACUUAUUGACUUAAAGUUUAAAAUCACAAUCUGUAGGCUUGAAGAAUUGCUUUAAAACUUUUUUGUGGUAGAACUGGAAGUGAUCUUAAGAUUAGCAAAUAAUUGUCAGUAUUAAAAGAUGGCAUUAUUUAAAAUAGUCCUGCUGCAAGAAAGGCACUUCAGUGAAUAUGUGACUAGUAAAGCUUAAAUGUGCUUGGGUCUAAUAGAUUUCAUGAAAUACUGUAAUUUUGGGAUUGUAAAUGAAUGGAUUAAACAGGUUAAGGCCAGGAUGUUUAAAAUAAAUGCAAUAUUAAUCUGCACAGAGAAACUUCUUUUUAAGAUUAAGAUUUGAAACUACUGUGCCUUAACUUGUUGCUUUUCUUAAAAUGAACUUUUGUAGUUAAUGAUCAUUGAAAUCCAUUUUGAUAAACCUGCUGUUAAUGUUUUCUUUGAAUGUUUUCUAACUUUGUCUUGGUAAUUGCAAUUUAACUAGGUGCGGUGGCUACUAAAGUUCGAAGGCACGAUAUGCGUGUCCAUCCUUACCAAAGGAUUGUGACCGCAGACCGAG